AACUUCCGCAUUAAGCAGGAAGAAGUCAACAGUCAAAAGAGCCAGAUGCAAUCCGCAUCAACACACCCAAAUCUGCCCAUAUAUGACUGUUUUCUGGUGUCAAGCUUAUUUAGAAAAUAAUAUUUUGGGGAGGAACUGAUGUCCAUGAGGCUGUUACCUUGAAACUAACCGGUGAAACAAGGAUUACAUUUGAAAAGAUGGAUGACAUUGACGCCAUGUUCAGUGACCUGCUGGGGGAGAUGGACCUCCUCACUCAGAGUCUCGGCCAGGAAACAGUACCUCCUGAGCCUCCUGAGCCUCUCCCCAGCACCAACAAGGAAGUCAACUUCUCCAUCGGCUUCACCGACCUCAAUGAGUCCCUCCAUGAACUGGAAGACACCGAUUUGGACGCGCUCAUGGCUGAUUUGGUGGCAGACCUUAAUGCGACGGAAGAGAAACUCGCAGCAGAGAUACAAGGUCUGAAGGUGCCAUCUCCGCCCCCGCCAGACCUGCCGCCACCACCUAAGGACCCAAGCUCCCGCCCUAUGUCCUCUCUCGCUUCCCCGGCAUCACCAGCGAGUAGCACCAGCAGCAAUGUUAGCACCCCAGCCUCAUCUGCCGCCUCCCCUUUCCCACCUCCGCCUCCUCUGAAUGCAAAGCCUACUAUGGAGGAAAUCGAGGCACAGAUGAAAGCAGACAAAAUCAAACUGGCUCUUGAGAAACUCAAGGAAGCUAAAGUGAAAAAGUUGGUGGUGAAGGUGAUGAUGAAUGACGGCAGCUCCAAGACUCUGAUGGUGGACGAGAGGCAGAAUGUGAGGGAGGUGUUGGACAACCUGUUUGAGAAGACUCACUGUGACUGUAAUGUGGACUGGAGCCUGUGUGAGACCAACCCUGAACUGCAACUUGAACGGACGUUUGAAGACCACGAGAACCUUGUUGAGCCUCUCUUAGCAUGGACGAGAGACAGCGAGAACAAAGUCCUCUUUCAGGAGCGGAAGGAAAAAUACGAGGUUUUCAAAAACCCACAGAACUUUUAUCUAUGGAAGAAGGAUAAGAGAGCUCUCAAAGAGAUAAAAGACAAAGACAAGGAGUUAUUAAUACAGGAGAACUUCUGUGGGACUUCCAUCAUCGUGCCUGAUCUCGAGGGGGUGAUGCACCUCAAAGAGGAUGGCAAGAAGUCCUGGAAACCGCGACUCUUUCAGCUGAGGGCCUCAGGAAUUUAUUACGUGCCAAAAGGGAAAACCAAGUCAUCCCGUGACCUCGUCUGUUUUGUCCAGUUUGACAAUGUAAAUGUCUACUAUGGCAAAGACUUUAAGAGCAAAUACAAAGCCCCGACUGACUUCUGCUUUAUUCUGAAGCAUCCUCAGAUCCAAAAAGAGUCUCAGUACAUCAAGUACCUCUGCUGCGAUGAUGCUUGGAGCAUGAACCUUUGGGUGACUGGAAUACGGAUUGCAAAGUAUGGUGUGUCACUGCAUGAAAACUAUAAAACUGCAGAAAAGAAAGCAGCUGUCAGCUCUGCGUGGACGAACCGCAGCACCCCAUCGAGCUCCAACUCAUCAGCGCCCUCACCCACCAUCAAAGCCAAAUCACCAAGCCAGGCCAACGGUCAUGCUCCCAAGCCCCAACCAGGACCUGUGUCUCAGGUAUAAAACUCUUCAUUUUUCAU
This is a messenger RNA of Epinephelus moara (kelp grouper), 1645 nucleotides long. It is a transcript of the gene apbb1ip, whose product is annotated as amyloid beta (A4) precursor protein-binding, family B, member 1 interacting protein. The transcript is spliced from 13 exons. Gene Ontology annotation, biological process: signal transduction. Lineage: Eukaryota; Metazoa; Chordata; Actinopteri; Perciformes; Serranidae. Gene Ontology annotation, cellular component: plasma membrane; cytosol. The record is from RefSeq and is a predicted model, not a curated record. The coding region runs from base 198 to 1628 and encodes 476 amino acids.